AAAAGAUGGUAGUACAACAUUUUUUACCAUACUACUGUCAUCUUAUUAUUAUAUGAUAGAACAUUUCUAUAAAAUGAAUGCAAAAAUAAUUAUUUUUAUAUUUUCAGUUUUCUGUUUUACACCAAAACUUUUUGAAGCUAGACACAAUGCAGCAGUAGCAAAAGCAGUAGCAGAAUUUGUCGCAGCACCAAAAUUAGAACCAGCAGCAGUAGCAAAAGCAGUAGCAGACUUUGUCGCAGCACCAAAAUUAGAACCAGCAGCAGCAGCAAAAGCAGUAGCAGAAUUUGCCGCAGCAGCAAAAUUAGAACCAGCAGCAGCAGCAGAAUUAGAAGCAGCAUUACUAGCAGCAAAUGCUGAAUUCGAAAGAAAUGCAAAUAUUAUUAGAAGUACUGGCAGAAAAGAUGCGGAAGAUCUUGUUAAAUGUUUGCACGUCUAUGUACAUGAAUUUACGGACAUAUCAUACGCAGACAUAGCUAGAAUUUUAUUGGAUUAUGGAAAUUCCAAAAAUAAGCAACAAGUGAAAAUGUUUUUUGAAUCUUUCCUCGGAGGUGAAUUGAGUGAUGAACUUAUUCAAGCUAUCAAUGAUUUUGAACGUGAAAAAAUUCGUGUCAAGGAUGCAUUGCGUUUAUUUAACCGUCCUCUUGAAAGAAGAAAGAAAAUUGUUAUAGUUUUAUCUGAUGAUGAUUAAUUUCAUAAAAAUAUAUUAUUUUAUAUGAUACAUGCUAUUAAAAUAUUAAUAUGGAUGAUUAAAAUGACGCAAAUAUAAAACAAAUAUAAAUAAUCUUUCUGUUUGGUUUUUUAUAUUAUUUUGUCAUUAUUUUAAAACUUAUAAUGUUUGCAUAUAAUAUGGUGUUGUCAUUUGUACAUGUAUGUCACAUAGUAUUAAUUUACGAGGUCACCAAAACAGAGUUCCCUUUUUUAAAACACAAUAUAACCAGUUAACUAAGGAAUAGAAUCUUAUUUUAGUAAAGUAACGCCUAUAUAUAGAUUCUAUAUUAAGCCCAGUUAAUCACAUUUAACAAAUUAUUAAGAUCUCCAGCUCCCAAAAUCAGGCAAGGGAUCGCUAUACUACUCU
Messenger RNA from Daktulosphaira vitifoliae (grape phylloxera), 1075 nucleotides. RefSeq lists its product as uncharacterized. The transcript has 5 exons. Lineage: Eukaryota; Metazoa; Arthropoda; Insecta; Hemiptera; Phylloxeridae. The coding region runs from base 53 to 688 and encodes 211 amino acids. The record is from RefSeq and is a predicted model, not a curated record.